Molecule: messenger RNA, 2256 nt
Organism: Metarhizium robertsii ARSEF 23
Lineage: Eukaryota; Fungi; Ascomycota; Sordariomycetes; Hypocreales; Clavicipitaceae
Product: zinc knuckle
Exons: 5
Coding region: 1-2256 (751 amino acids)
Molecular function (GO): RNA-DNA hybrid ribonuclease activity; nucleic acid binding
Source: RefSeq, a predicted model, not a curated record
AUGGCGAGAUGGGCGAGAAAUAGGGACACACCAUCACCAGAGGUGACACCUGCGCUACAACACCCAGAUACCCCUCAGACCCAGCGGAGAAGGCAGAUAUUUUCAGAAAAGAGGGCCCAGGGCCCUGAUGGCAUUCCAAACAAAGCACUGCAGCUGGUGGCGACAUGGAUCAAGCCUCACCUAACGGCCCUCUUCAAUCAAAGCCUUAAUCUCGGUUACUGCCCACAACACUUUAGGGAAUCGACAACGGUUGUGCUCAGGAAACAAGGAAAGGACAACUACACCGUACCCGGGUCAUACCGGCCGAUAGGGCUGUUGAACACCAUAGGCAAGGUCAUGGACGCCAUAAUAGCAAACCACCUGAGCUACGUAGCAGAGACAUACAGCCUGCUCCCCUCAACCUAUAUAGGAGGUCGGAAGCUGAGGUCCCCCGAGCAUGCAAUACACCACAUCAUCGACAAGAUCUAUGAAGAAUGGAACAGAGGCCAAGGACAGGUAGCAAGUCUUCUCUUACUCGACGUUUCGGGCGCCUUUGACAACAUAUCUCACAAGCGGCUCCUGCACAAUCUGCGGAAAAGAAGAAUUGAUGAUGAAAGACAGUUCGAUGUAGUCUCCUCGAAGACCGACACACUAGGGUCUCAAUCGACGGGUACAAAACCGAGCGACACGAAGUCUCCACAGGCACAACCUUAUCGAGAGGUGCAAUCUAGCAGAAGACACAACCGCAACUGGCUUCAUCGACGAGGUGGCUAUCCUCGCGAGGGGAGCUUCGAUGCGACUCCAAACAGCAGAGCAAUGGGCGAAAACUCAUGCAUCAGUCUUCUCACCAAACAAGUUCCAGCUCACACAUUUUACAAGGGCACGCACGAGAGUAGACACACAACAUCCACUGCAAACAGCUUGGUGCGAGAUCCCGGCAAAGCCAACCUCCAAAUAUAUAGGACUUAUCAUGGACUCUGUGCUGCAAUGGAAACCUCACGUAGACGAGGGACGGCGGAAGCAAGGGCAGCCACAGCGAUAUCUGGUGCCUUCAAAGCCACGUCGGCCGCAGCCUUAGACAUCGAGGCACAUCUUCUCCCCAUGGAACACCAAACCUGGAAGCGCAACACUGAGUGUCUGGGAAGAAUCGGCUUCAGGGGACAGGACUCCAGGGAACAUGAAUCACAACAUGGAGCAAACAAUGUAAGAGAACGAAAGACGAAAAUGAGCCCACGCAAAGCAAUACAGAAGGCCAUCCAGGAUGAACAGGAAUUCAACAUAACGGGAAUGGAAGCAAUGACCGCGCACGUCGUCCCACCAUGGUGGAUAGGCCCGAAAGCGUUCGUUGAAGAGAACGCCGAAAAAGCACAGGAGAGACAUCGGUAUAGCAUCGACAAUGAGCCAAAUGCUAUUCAUUUAUACACAGAUAGAAGCGGCAACAACGGCCACGUGGGCGCCGCAGCAGUAUGCACCACCAUCAAUCAAACCAAGAGCGCCUACAUGGGUGACGAUAAUGUAUCGACGGCGUACGCCGGCGAACUACAAGGUAUCUCUCUGGCACUCCAGAUUGCUCAGGAAGACAGAAACCGAGGCAGCAUCAGGGAGAAAGUCCUCAUAUACACAGACAACCAAGCAGCCGUCAGGUCGGUAGCGAGACCAAGAGGGGAAUCGGGGUCAUACCUUCUCCAAGACAUAACACGACGAAUGCAAGAACUACAAGCGCAAGGUUUGACCGUCGAGGAUAGAUGGAUUCCGGCCCACACAGGAAUACAUGGUAACGAAGCAGCCGAUCAAGCGGCCAAAAAUGCCACUGGAUGGAGAAAGAAAGGACCACCAGGGCCAAAGGCACAGCGAUCCCAACGUGUCAAUAAAAGGUGGCAAGCACAGUGGCAGCAGGAAACCAGGGGCCGGGCAACCUUCCGACACACAUCGGAGCCAACACCAAAAGUCUCACAGCCGCGUAAGCACUUCAGUAAGAGGCAAAGCGCCAUCUAUGUCCAGCUCCAAAACGAGAAGAUCGGAUUGAACAACUUCCUCUUCAAACGAAGAGUGCCAGGAGUCACGGACCCGAGAUGCGACUGCGGAGAAAGCCGUCAGACGGUAGCCCAUAUCCUGCUCCAAUGCAGGAGGUAUGCCACACUUCGAAAGCAGGAAUUAGGCCAGUUUCCGGAACGACAUAACCUCCGUGCAAUAUUGAGCGAGUGCAAAGUAGCAGCAAAGGUCGUCAACUUCAUGGAACAAACCCAGAUCCUUGGACAAUUCAGGAUCAAUCCAUAA